AUGGAAAAUAAGUAUGUCAAAGAAAAAGUAGUGUUCAUUCUAGAAGGUUUAAUAUGUGCUUUCUUUCCCUCCUUAAUUUCUAAAGCAAAACACUCACCUCUGCCACCUCAAAUUUUAUUUCCAAAGGAUAAAGGUGUAAUAGAAGUGGAGCUUGGUGCUGCUCUGUCUCUGAAAUGUCAGGCCCGCCUGGGGAUUAAGAAACAGCCAAUAGCUGUUGUCACAUGGGAUGUGGAUAACAUCCCAGUGAAAUACUCAGAUUUUUCAAGAUUUCAUGAAGAAACUCAUUUUUUUGAAGGACGUGAGCAAGAGUAUUACAGAGAGACCACUUUGCAUAUUACUGAAAUAAGAAAGGAGGAUCUGCAGACAAAUUUCACAUGUGUUGCAGUGAAUGAAAUGCACAACACAAAAGCCACAGUGACAUUACAACUCAAAGCACAAUUGGGUCUUCCUAACGUCAUCUUGAUCGUAGGAUCUCUAGUUCUGCUGGUUGCAAUAGCAGUCUCUGUUAUGCUUUAUCAGUCCUUCCGAGUUGAUAUCGUCCUAUUGUAUCGGGAGAUAUUUCAGCCCUACUCAGUCAAGGAUGAUGGGAAGAUAUAUGAUGCAUAUGUUAUCUACCCAAAAAGCCACACCAAUGAAGCUAAUUUUGUGGAAUAUUUUGUUUACCAAAUCAUGCCAGAUAUUCUAGAAAAUAAAUGUGGAUAUAAACUGUGUAUUUAUGGGAGAGAUAUAUAUCCUGGAGAAGAUACAGCCAGUGCAAUUGAGAAGAGGAUGCAAAAGAGCAGACGUCUGAUCAUCCUUCUAACAUGCCAGCUGAUUAAUUGUAAGGAACAUGCUUAUGAUCAACACAUUGCUUUAUACAAUGCUCUCAUUCAAAAUGAUACAAAGGUGAUCCUUCUGGAAAUGGAGACAAUUGGGACUUAUGAGAAGCUUCAGGAAUCUCUUAGGUUUAUUGUUAAGAGGCAAGGUACCAUCAAAUGGAAAGAGCAGCACACUGUGCACCCACAGUCAUCCAAUUCUAAGUUCUGGAAACAGGUGAGGUACCACAUGCCACGGACACUCAGGUCCUCAUACUCAGCUAACACUGGGUGAACAGUCUAUGAAAAUACUGUUACACCACUAGGGUGGACCACAUGCCUGCAGCUCUUUAUCAUUUCAGUAUGUACAUCAUUAUACAGUCUGGAAGUCUGACCAUUUCUGAACUUUUUUCAGUCCUUCAACUGAGUAAUGAUACAGUAAACUGAUGGAAGAGGUCUGGGGAACUGAGAGAAGUUUUUAUAGGUAUGGAAUUUCUGUCAAUAAAUCAUUCUAGGCUGCGUGCAGAAUUUUGCAUGACACAGGAAACAAAAUGUACCUAUGCUCUUAGUAUAUAUAGUUGUACCUGUAGCUGAAAGUUAUGAUUCUGUAUAGCUGAAUGCCUUGCAGGUUUGCUUUACCUUUCUAAUGCAGUUGAUAAAUACCUUCUGUAUUAUUUGAAUAGAAAGCAUAAUGUGUAUUCUGCAACUAGAAAAUAUAAUGUUCUGCUUUUGGGGUUUGGUUUUUUUUUUCACCACUUAUUCUUUCUUGAUUCAAUAAUAAUAC
Molecule: messenger RNA, 1578 nt
Organism: Athene cunicularia (burrowing owl)
Lineage: Eukaryota; Metazoa; Chordata; Aves; Strigiformes; Strigidae
Gene: IL33R
Product: interleukin 1 receptor like 1
Exons: 7
Coding region: 1-1089 (362 amino acids)
Biological process (GO): signal transduction
Molecular function (GO): interleukin-33 binding; interleukin-33 receptor activity
Source: RefSeq, a predicted model, not a curated record